GAAGUUAUUCCUUCUUCUCAAGUAAUCCUACACAAUCUUCUCUUUCCCCUCUCAUAGGCUCUCCUGUUCGUCCGAUGGCAAAAGCAGACGCCAAGACCGAAGCUAAGGAAGUAGCUAAAGACGUACCGGAAGGAAGUCCUCCAGAACCUCUCAAAUACAAGACAUGGGUCUUGAAAGUCUCAAUCCACUGUGAAGGCUGCAAAAGAAAAGUAAAAAAGGUUCUAAAAAACAUUGAAGGGGUAUAUACGACAGACGUUGAUUUGAAGCAACAAAAGGUCAUUGUAACGGGGAAUUUAAACCCAGAGAUUUUGAUCAAGAAAUUGGUAAAGACAGGCAAACAUGCAGAGCUUUGGCCUGAAAAAACUGGCAAAAAAGAGAAAAAGAACGGCAAACCCAAGAACAAAGAGAAACAAAGCGACCAAGAAAGCUCUGAGGAAAGUAACCAUGGUGAUGAUAAGGAAAAAGAGACAGUUGAAGUUGAAGAUCAUCAAGACCCUGCGAAAAAUUGUGACGGUUGUGAAGGCGGUGUUGCAACUGGUAAAACCGGUGGACAAGCGAAGGAGCCAAAGCCUGAGGUGAACGUAGCGUUCGGCAACCAGACACCGGCAGCUGAUAAGCAGGGUGGUGGUGGCAGUGGAGGCAAAAAGAAGAAAAAGAAGAAAAAGAAGGGGCAAAAAGCGAGUAACAGCAACGUCGAUGGGGCCGAACAUUCAGGCAAUGCCCCGCCACGCACAGGAUCAGCAAAUAGUACUGGUCAAGGUCCAAUUCUAGCUCCAGCUAAUAGCAGCCCUCCACUUCAGCAUGUGUACACUCGAUACCCACCAGCCAAUUACAGCUCUCCACGUCAGCAUUUGUAUGAUCAAGACCCACAACAUUACCACGUAACUCCAAUGAAUGCAACGAGCUACAGUGUGGCAUACCCUGCUAGCACAUCAUACUACACCUCACCACCAUCGUAUGACUAUCUGUAUAUCCUCCAGGGUCCUCCAGGGUGCGAGACCAGGUCGGAGCAUCCACCGGCGGAUCGUGACAUGUGUUCCUUGUUGCGCCGGACCGUCUCAGAGAUAUUCAGUGAUGAAAAUCCAAAUGGGUGCUCAAUCAUAUGACCUUAUAUUUUGCGAUCAGUGGAUUGCAUUGGCGUUUUGGGUAUAUAUAGACAGCUUAUGCCACUAUUUGUAUGAGCUAAUGGUGGAUGCAUGGUG
Molecule: messenger RNA, 1202 nt
Organism: Juglans microcarpa x Juglans regia
Lineage: Eukaryota; Viridiplantae; Streptophyta; Magnoliopsida; Fagales; Juglandaceae
Product: heavy metal-associated isoprenylated plant protein 35-like
Exons: 3
Coding region: 75-1106 (343 amino acids)
Molecular function (GO): metal ion binding
Source: RefSeq, a predicted model, not a curated record